CAUGUUUGGAGAGAGGGGUCAACAUCAAGCGAAAUACCAUUAUUGAUAUGCUCCCUCACAGUACAAUAAAUAGUUCUUCGAGUCUCAAUAUUAAUCAUAUUGGAGAGCGACAAAGUAAUGACAACACGAUGUUCCGAUUUGUCGUGAACGCAAGCCUGAUGUUGGGGAUUAUGAACUUUUUAUUUGUAUGCCCACAGUAUCAAAAGUACAGUUACCAGAUCAAGAGUAAAACUCAGAGCAAAACAACUUCUGAGAAUGGUGAAGAGCUCAACAUUUUAGAAAAUAAUUCAGGAGAACGCAAAACGCUGUUUUCACGCGAUACGAAAUCUGAUGUUUAUUCCCCUGCUUUGAGAGAGAAAAGGGAAAUCCAAAACGAAACAUGCAACUCGGUCGAAAUAGAUUUAAACUGUAAUGAUACAAAGAGAUCUUGUCGAGAGCGUUGUGGUGAUAAAAUAACAAUGGAAAAUGCGACGAGCUUUUACUGCCACUGUGAUGAGUUAUGUCAACAUUACGGUGACUGUUGUAAAGAUUAUGCACAACAAUGCCAAGGUUGUAGGGUUACUGAACAUGGUGUCGACACGAACCAGACCUACAUUGAUAUCGGUGAUGAAAGGUGCGCCCCUCUUUCUGUUCAUGACACACAACGCUCAGACUACCAAUGUACGCGUGUUCAGGGAGUCGUGAGUGUGUACCUAAAAGCCAGUUGUCACGCGGACUUUAAGGGUUCUGCUUUGGAGAAAAAGUGCCACAGUGGAGGUGAGCCCUAUUCAAAUAUACCUUGCUACGAUGUCAUUAAAGGUACACAUUACAAGAACAAAUAUUGCGCCGAGUGUGACUACGGUGAAGCAGCGAUGUUUUGGAGACUGAAAAUCGAGUGCGUAAAUGGUUACCACUUGAACAGUUUAAACGUUGGAAACUUGAAUAUUCCUGGAAUCAUGGGAUUGUUACAGGGUUUAAAAAACAUUGGUCGAGGGUGUCAAUCCGAAUACUUGGAACCCUUCAACGAGGACACAAACGAGAGUGCCCUAGGGUCUUCACGUCCUUGCAUUUACACUAACUCCAUGUGUAAGUUUUGUGAGGACACGCGUCUGGAAGCACUCUGUCAAACCAUCGGUUUAGACCCAAUCGAGGAUUUUACGGUCCAUCGAAAUUAUUACUGUUGGAAAUGUAAUCUGAAUCGGGAAGUGGGAACGCUACUAUACUCUGAACUCUGUCGUCUUGACCAAUUUGCCGCCGACAGGAAGUCACAGGACGAUUUCCAAAUGUUUUCGUUUCAAAUUUUAAUGGACGUUAUGGGAGACACCAUCAAUGUAAAAACUCUUGCGAACGAACAUUACACAAGAGUAGCUGAAGUGGAUCUUGCGUGUUCUGAUGAUCUCAUUCAAUGCCGAUUGAAACGAUGCCUUGGCAACUUGAAACUCGUUGGAGAUAGAUGUGUCAUACAUGACAUUCUUGUGAAAGUAGCAAUCACAUGUAAGAUAUUACUUUAUUCAAACUUGUCAACAUUCAUUUCAUCUUAUAUCACUUCACAAAUUGUAUUGGAAGUUUUUCCACCGCUUCGCAUAAUUUUCGAUACUAUCGACUACAAGAGAGGUAGCAAGUGGCUGACCAGCACGUACACAUUCGAUGUUUUAUUUCAAGACAAAGCUAAUGUUUCGGAAACAAUCAACAAAACAAUGGUAGAUAAGUUUGAUCAAUUGAAAGGGAAAUUGGACGAUUUUCUUCUUUCUCACAAUCUGUCUAAUCACGCGGUUCUUAGUGGCAUUGAGUACAAUGUCCCCAUAGUACCAGAAAGGACAAAUUUUACGGUGGCCCAAAAUAGUUCAACAGCGACAGUUCGCGCAGUGUCAAGUACAACGAAGUCAGCACACAGCUCGGCCGGCGCAACACCACGCACAUUUAUAUUCCCGAUGUUGAUGUGGAUUUUCAUCUUCAAAAUCAAAAUAUUCCGCGGCAUAUAGACGAACGUGACCAGACGGAUAGUAAAAGAUAGAAAGAGAAAGUAAGCUAUUCGAAUACUAAAUGUUUUAAGUUUUAUGUCUCCAAAUUGUUCACUCUUUAAUUCGAAACUCUUCUGAAUAUUAUAUCUUCGCAUUUGUUAUAUUCAUUUUUACAAAUUCG
Molecule: messenger RNA, 2121 nt
Organism: Owenia fusiformis
Lineage: Eukaryota; Metazoa; Annelida; Polychaeta; Sabellida; Oweniidae
Source: the annotation of a GenBank genome assembly